Messenger RNA from Lasiosphaeria miniovina, 1230 nucleotides. RefSeq lists its product as uncharacterized. The record is from RefSeq and is a predicted model, not a curated record. The transcript has a single exon. The coding region runs from base 283 to 1059 and encodes 258 amino acids. NCBI's taxonomy places the organism in Eukaryota, Fungi, Ascomycota, Sordariomycetes, Sordariales, Lasiosphaeriaceae.
CACCCCAAUACCUACCUCAAGGUACUCCAAAACUUGCCAGCGGACUUAGCGGCGAUGCGUCGAUUGGCCGAGCCGGCCGCCAACCGUCCAACACUGAAGGAUGCCUUGUCGGUCUUGUGCGUUCCCGGCGUUCCUGCCGUCGACGGACUAGAUCAGACUCGGAAGUUGCAAGACUCUGGCAGACCAGACCAGCAAAGGUCGGCUACCGCACGCACAAGCACACGCCUACGCGAAUGUGUGUAUGCAUAGUCAUGGCCUCAAAGUCAAAAGGCAGUUAAGGCAAUGAAUGUACAAAGUGAGUUGCCAAAGCUUGGCUGGCGGUUGACAAGAGAACAGCCGCGUAAUAUUGGCUGGCGGCAGCAACAACACACGAUUAGAGCACCAGUCACAACAGUCGUCGGCAAUGCCUCGAGUCGUUUGCGGUCCAAAGACGACAAAAGGUUCAGUCGGAAGACUGGCGUACCUCUAGGGUCGGCUUGCAUCUUCACCGUCUGCCGCUCUGAGAGGUUCCCGCAGCCGGUGGACAGUCGUCGACGUCAUCCGAGGCCGCCGUCCAAGCCCCGUGUGUUAGUAUUAGUGUACUGUACAUGCCCCGUUUGUUACCCAAACCCAGGUAUAGCAUUUGUCCGUCGCUCGCGCUUUGAAAGUCGUCGCAUCCUAGCCCCGAAUCGAGCAAAGAAAAAGAAAAGACGGACAAAAUGCCCGACCAACCCCACGCCCAGAAGCACCAAGCGAAUUGGGCGGAGCCAGAUGCAGGCGUCGCCCAAUACAGCGCACUGCAGCGAUUCCAUGCCAUGCUGGACAGAUGCAUGUCUGGCUAGCAGCAGCCAGCACUCUGGAAUGUGGAGUGGAGGAUGGCUGCAUGUCGGAACAUUGCGGGGAAGCCUUGCCCAUCUUUGUGCGCCCAUGUUGCUCAGAGACACGCUGUUGUUUGUUUGCUUGCUGCUCGUAUGUUUCAACUUCCAUGGCAUUGCAUGGCCUUGUCCACCGAGGACUCUCGGAGCCCGAGCCCGGAACUGGCCUGGAACAUGGAAACAUGGGACAGAUAUUGAGUUCUGACAAGCUGAAGCUGGUCUUAGACUAGUCUAGGGGUAACGAUACCCUCGUGAUUUAUACUACGUAUUACCGAGAAUGGAGAUAUCGAGCCCGGAACGUAGCGUCAUCCACUGGAGACACACAAGUCACUUGACGAGAAUCCAAGGGCCUUGCAGCCCCGCCUCCCAAGAUGUU